AUGCUUUCCAUCACCUCAACAUUCGCCCUCCUCACUUCCCUGGGCGCCGUGACCUUAGCCUCGGCCCAGACGAACUUCGAAGGCGCAAACCUCCAGCCCAACACCAAAGUCGGCGACUAUCAGUACCUUGGAUGCGCCAAUGAAGUCCCAGGGCGUACUCUUACGGCCAUCAGCUUUUCGAACGAUAGCAUGAAGAUCGAAGACUGCCAGGCCUACUGCACCAAGAACAACUACCGGCUCUCGGGCGUCGAAUACGGACAAGAAUGCUACUGCGGGCGGUUCAUCGCGAUUCCGGCAGCUUUGGGGGCGUACCAGUGCAACAUGGGCUGCGGGGGCAACAAGAAGCAGAUCUGCGGCGGCUCCAAUCGCGUAUCCAUCUUCAACAACACCAACAUCAACGCCGUGGCUGCGGCGCCCAAGCUGACCGGCACGUGGCAGUACCAGUCGUGCUUCAUGGAGCCGCAGAACAGCCGCGCGCUGGACAUACUCAUCAAGGCCGACGACAACAUGACCAUCGAGAUGUGCACGCAGGCCUGCGGCGACGCCAAGUACCCCUACGCCGGCGUCGAGUACGGCCGCGAGUGCUACUGCGGCGCCACGCAGUCGCCCAACCUGCAGGACGCGUCCGACCCGACCUGCUCGAUGCAGUGCGAUUUUCCGUGCGGCGGCAAUGCACAGCAAAUUUGCGGCGGCCGUCUCACGAUCGGUAUCUACAAGAACACUGCCAAGUCAAAGAUGAGCCGUGCCGCUGUAAUGGGCGCGAGGAAGGGCAGGUUCGUCAAGGUGGUGAAGGAAUCCGAGGUCGCGGCAGAGGGACAAUAA
Messenger RNA from Anthostomella pinea, 822 nucleotides. Lineage: Eukaryota; Fungi; Ascomycota; Sordariomycetes; Xylariales; Xylariaceae. The record is from the annotation of a GenBank genome assembly.